AUGGCCGCCGACCCAGACACCGCCAUGACUGGUAUCAGCACGCCUGCGGCAAUCAUAGCCUGCCGCCCUCUUCAAAAGGUCCCUCUCGAGGUCCUCCUGCGGAUAACAUCCUUCCUCACAACUCCCGAACUCGGCAACACCCGUCUGACAUGCCGUUCAAUUGAACAGGCUUUGUUCACUACAUUUACCAACGAAUUUUUCACCCGCAAGCAGUUCAUGAUUUCCGAGACAAGUCUACAGGCCUUGAUUGACAUAUCCAAGAGUCGUCUCGGUGGUUAUCUUCGUAUGGUCCACAUCGGGCUUGAUCGUUUCGCCCAUGCUCUUCAAGUCAGUGGCCAAAACGCGCGAAAUGUCAGGCAGAAGCAGCUGUACGACGGCCAGUUCUCAAUGUUGAGCACAGGCUAUCAUCGGGAUAUGCUCGCCGAAGCGUUCAGAAACCUCAGCAACCUUGAAGAUGUAGUCAUCCGCGACUUCAACUCCAACAGGCGUUCUCGUGACAGCCCUAAACAAUGGACAAGCUAUGGGUCAACUACAGCGUUCAGGGAGACUGGGCACCGCCCUGGUCAGGGAAGUGGUCAGGCUUGGGGCCCUGAUCCCUCGACAGAUUACGGAAGCUCAGUUUUCAUUUCUGUCCUUUUCGCAUUGGGACAAGCCAACGCAAAGCCAAAGGGGAUCGAGUACAUGUCGAGAGCUAAGAAUCAUUUACGGGACUGUGCCUUUAACAUCCCCUCCUACAUGGAGCCCUCAGUGAUGCCGGUCCUGGAGAAUCUCGAAAAAUUGCACAUCGAUAUCGAUCUCCUUGGAGGAAGCGACUUUUCCAUGGAUGGUGCCGGUCACUCAUCCAGCGCGGAUAUGAUGCUGCGCGGAUUUCUCCUGAGGCUGAAAAAUAUUAAGCACCUGCGUAUAAACGAGACUCACAGUAGUGUCAACGGACCUGGCAUGCUUCUCAAAUGGCUUGGGAGUGAGGUUUCUACUUCUGCUCCCGCCUCCCCUUCUGCCUCCGCGCCCGUCCCCGCCCCCUCCUUACCUUCUAUUCCUUCGCCAGACUAUCCCCAGCUUGAAGCCCUGGAUUUUGGCAUGAUGAACGUGGAAGCACAGCAUAUACUAGCCGUUGUCCGAAAGUUUUCAUCGACGCUCAAGCGAUUAGAGUUGCACAAGAUUACACUCCGCCGACGCUUGCCCGAGGGUCAUACAGGCGCUUCCCCAAAGGUCAACAUGUGGAACAAAUUUCUCGAAAAGCUCAAGGAUAUUCCCAAUCUUGAUCUGCGUCACAUCAAAGUGAGCUUACCGCAACAACAUUGGACUUCACGAUCACGAUGCUUCGUUGCCUUUGAGGACACGAGAGACAAUGUCAGCCAAUAUACGGGCCCCGACUGGAAGCAUUUUGUCGAGCAUGAAAUGAGGACGAAAGUGACUGUGCAAUGGUCGCACGAAGACAGUGGUGACAGUGACGACGACGACGACGACGAGAGUGACGAUAUGUCCGACCUGCCCGACGAGUAG
Fusarium poae is the source of this 1503-nucleotide messenger RNA. RefSeq lists its product as uncharacterized. NCBI's taxonomy places the organism in Eukaryota, Fungi, Ascomycota, Sordariomycetes, Hypocreales, Nectriaceae. The coding region runs from base 1 to 1503 and encodes 500 amino acids. Gene Ontology annotation, molecular function: protein binding. The transcript is spliced from 2 exons. The record is from RefSeq and is a predicted model, not a curated record.